Aethina tumida (small hive beetle) is the source of this 1558-nucleotide messenger RNA. It is a transcript of the gene TfIIEalpha, whose product is annotated as general transcription factor IIE subunit 1. The record is from RefSeq and is a predicted model, not a curated record. Bases 237 to 1448 code for a protein of 403 amino acids. Gene Ontology annotation, biological process: transcription open complex formation at RNA polymerase II promoter; transcription initiation at RNA polymerase II promoter. Gene Ontology annotation, cellular component: transcription factor TFIIE complex. The transcript has 4 exons. NCBI's taxonomy places the organism in Eukaryota, Metazoa, Arthropoda, Insecta, Coleoptera, Nitidulidae.
UUGAUAUUUUUAUAUUUAUGCCAAUUAACUAACUCUGACGUAAUUCGGUUAAUAAAUUCAAAAUUUUGUUUGAAUUUUUAAUUUUAUAUUUAUUUACGAAAAAAAAAAACUGAGAAUUUUGUGACUUGAUUUACUGCGACGUUGAUGUUGGCAAUACUAUAACCUCAAAUUCGAAAAAUGUUUGUUGAAAUUAUUUACCAUGUACACAGUUUAAGUAUUAAAAAUAAAUAAAGAAAAUGAGUGAGGAGAGAUUAGUUACUGAGGUACCUAGCAGCCUAAAACAACUGGCUAGGUUGGUCGUUAGGGGUUUUUAUACAAUAGAGGAUGCUUUAAUUGUUGAUAUGUUAGUUAGAAAUCCCUGUAUGAAAGAGGAUGAUAUUUGUGAGUUACUUAAGUUCGAGCGUAAAAUGUUAAGGGCGAAAAUAGCGACCCUAAAAAAUGAUAAAUUUAUACAAGUCCGGUUAAGAAUGGAGACUGGAGCUGAUGGAAAGGCACAGAAAAUAAACUAUUAUUUUAUUAAUUACAAAAGUUUUGUAAAUGUAGUUAAAUAUAAAUUAGAUAUAAUGAGAAAAAGAUUAGAGACUGAAGAAAGAGACGCGACCAGCCGGGCCAGUUUUAAAUGCCCAGGGUGUCUGAAGACAUUCACAGAUUUAGAAGCGGAUCAGCUAUUUGAUUUUAUGACUGGUGAAUUUCGGUGUACAUACUGUAGGGAAGUGGUUGAAGAAGAUUCAUCUGCUUUACCAAAAAAGGAUUCUAGGUUAUUAUUGGCCAAAUUUAAUGAACAACUUGAGCCUUUAUAUAUUCUGUUACGUGAGGUAGAAGGUAUUAAAUUGGCUCCAGAAGUACUGGAGCCAGAACCAGUGGAUAUUAGUACAAUUAGGGGACUUGACAAAAAACAAAAUCCUCAACAACCUACAGACACUUGGUCUGGAGAAGCAACAAGAAACUCUGGCUUUGCAGUUGAAGAAGCAAGAGUGGAUAUUACCAUUGGCGAGGAAACUCAAAAUAAUAUGGCCAAUCGGAAAGAAGCGCCAAUUUGGAUGAUGGAAUCAACAGUAAUCACAAAUACAGAUUCUCUAGAUGCUAAAACAAGUGAUUCAGUCUUGGAUUCUGCUACUGAAACAAGUACUGGCAACAAGGAUGACAUCAUGAGUGUGUUGCUUGCUCAUGAAAAGAGACCUAAUACCAGUGCAGCAAGUGCAGUUAGAGGUUUGAAUAAUGAUUCAGAUUCAAGUGAUGAUGAGUUACAUGAAGUGAAAGAAUCAAAUGUGGAUACAAUGGACAGUGAUGAUGAUGAUGAUGAUGGAAAUGUGCCCUCAGUUUCUGUAGGGAACCGCACAUAUGCCAUAACUGACAUCAAUGAUACCAUAAUAGCUGAAAUGACUCAAGCUGAAAAAGAAAUUUAUGUUCAAGUUUUCCAAGAUUAUUACUCUCACAUGAAUUACUAAUUGUUAUCUGGAAUUUAAUUUUGUAUAUUUCUGUAAUUUUUCCACUACAGUGUUUAUUUUCAUAUUUAAGUAAGAAUCCUCAUUUAUGAGUAAUAUAUUUUUUAAGGACA